Molecule: messenger RNA, 594 nt
Organism: Laccaria bicolor S238N-H82
Lineage: Eukaryota; Fungi; Basidiomycota; Agaricomycetes; Agaricales; Hydnangiaceae
Exons: 5
Coding region: 1-594 (197 amino acids)
Source: RefSeq, a predicted model, not a curated record
AUGGACGAUGGAUGGGUCAAUGUCCCUGCCAUUCACGAGCCGAUAGUGCAGAUCAGGGCAAAGAGGGUGACAGUCGAGUUGCAGCGGCCGAAUAUAUCUGGUUCCCAAGUUGCUUCCCCCUUUUCCCUUUCGAUCGGCUUCCACAAGAUUCGAUGGCUUUGCCUGACGCCUCUUGACAUCCCCUCAAGUCGCCGUCUCCCUCAAGAGGUCUCUCCACCGAUGUUAGUUGAAAGAGGCAUACCCUUUGAACGUCAAAUUGGGAGUUUGAUUCCCCGACGUCUCGUUCCCCUCAAACGUUGGGUUUCUAUAUCCGUCAAAAGCAGGUCAGGAUGGACUACCACAGGGUCAGAUUACGUCGACCGAAUCCAAGCUAAGGAUUCACGACUUAUCUGGCAGAAAUGCGGCACUUCCUCCCCUCAAAUCAAACCCACGACAACCUACACCUCCUCUGCGACGCUCAUGCACACCACCCACUCUGCUUUUCUCACUUCCCUUUGGAUUUUGAAACCUACUGGGUAUUCCGACUUGUAUUCUGGAUACGGAAAGGCAAGGCUUGCUUUGCACCUCCCCCGCUGUUGUCGAUGGUUGGGAUAG